AUGAAUGAAAUCAAUAGUUAUGAAGAUGUUCAACAAUAUAUUCACCAAAUAAAACAACAAGAGUGUUAUAAUGAACAAGAAUCUCAAGAGAAAAUGGAAAUUAAAGAGGAAGAAAUGGAAAUAGAUCAAAGUAACAUUGAAAAUGAAAAUGAAAAAAUAUUACAAGAAAUGCAAGAGAUUAAAGAGAAUAAAAGAAAUGUUAAAGAACUUUGUGAAUUAUUGCAAAAAAGUGAAAUGAAAAAAAUUACUGAAGAAUGGAAUAACGAAGGAAUAAGAUUACAUGAAAUGUUAAAGGAAGCUAUUAAAGAAGAAAUGAAAACUGCUUUAAUUUGGUGGAAUAAUCAUUCAGAUGAAGAAAGAAGAGCUGUGCUUAUGCUUUCUGUUCAUGCACUAUUAGAUGAUGGAAUGGAAACAGGAGAAUCAUUGUUGCUUGCAGAUGUAUUUCCAGAUAUAAAUUAUUUAUCAGAACAUCCUCAAACAGUAAUGAAAUUUAUUAGUAAUAUUUGUAAAAAUCCACGGUAUUGUAAUAGUGAAAUAUUUAAUUUUGAAGAAUUAAAAGAAAUAUUUGAAAAAGAAGUUGGUAGUGUAAUGGCAUUAUCAUGCAUUACAACGAUGCUUGAUGCAAGGGUAUGUAUUGCAUGUAAAUUAUGCAUUAAUAUAUUAAUAAUUACUAAUCAGAUUGAUUAUUGA
This is a messenger RNA of Entamoeba nuttalli P19, 690 nucleotides long. RefSeq lists its product as hypothetical. The coding region runs from base 1 to 690 and encodes 229 amino acids. Lineage: Eukaryota; Evosea; Mastigamoebida; Endamoebidae. The record is from RefSeq and is a predicted model, not a curated record. The transcript has a single exon.